GUCCAUCAUGGCCCUCCACGUUCCCCGUGCUCCCGGAUUCGCGUCCAUGCUCAAAGACGGCUCCAAGUUUUUCUCCGGUGUCGAAGAGGCUGUUGUCCGAAACAUUUCCGCGUGUAAAGAGUUUAGUGGGACCGUGGCCUCGGCCUAUGGCCCUAAUGGCAUGAACAAGAUGGUCAUCAACCACUUGGAGAAGCUCUUCGUCACCAAUGACGCCGCCACCAUCAUUCGCGAGCUCGAGGUAGAACAUCCCGCUGUCAAGAUGAUGAUCCUGGGAUCCCAGAUGAUGGAACAAGAAGUGGGAGAUGGCACUAACUUCGUCAUAAUCUUGGCCGGAGCUCUCUUGAGCGAGGCGGAGGAACUCAUCCGCAUGGGACUCAAACCCACUGAGAUCGCUGAGGGCUACGAAUUGGCCCUAGAAAAGGCCCUGGCAGACCUGGAAGGUUUAUCUUGCGGUGAGGUCAAGGACCCACGCGAUGCGAAACAAGUGGCCAAGGCCGUGAGAUCCGCUGUCAUGAGCAAACAGUAUGGCCACGAAGAUUUCCUGAGCGAUCUCAUCACCAAGGCUUGUAUUUCGAUCCUGCCGGAAAAUACCUCGUUCAAUGUGGAUAAUGUGCGCGUGUGCAAGAUCCUUGGAUCCGGAUUGCUCCAAUCGGACGUUGUGCAGGGUAUGGUGUUCAAGAAGACUGUUCAAAGCAACGUGAUCAAGCAAGACAAAUGCAAGAUUGCCGUCUACACGUGUCCCGUGGACCAAAUGCAAACCGAGACCAAAGGUACGGUGCUCAUCAAGACCGCCAAGGAGCUAACCGAAUUCAGUCGUGGCGAGGAGGAGCUCUUGGAGAACCAGAUCAAGGCCAUUGCCGAUUCCGGAGCCACAGUCGUGGUGUCCGGUGGCAAGAUCGGAGAUAUGGCUCUUCAUUACAUGAACAAGUACAAUCUUAUGGGUGUGCGAUUGAGCAGCAAAUGGGAUAUCCGUCGGCUGUGCAAGUCGGUGGGCGCCACGCCCCUGCCCAAAGUCACCCCACCCACUGCCGAGGAGCUCGGAUACGCCGAUCGAGUCUAUGUGGAUGAGCUUGGAGACACGUCCAUGGUCGUGUUCCGAUUGGAGUCGGCCGAGUCUCCCUUGGCCACGGUGGUUAUUCGAGGGUCCACGGACAACUACAUGGACGACAUUGAGCGAGCCAUUGACGAUGGGGUGAACACCUUCAAGGGAAUUUGCAGGGAUGGUCGUCUUGUGCCAGGAGGAGGUGCCACCGAAAUGGAGCUAGCAAGGUCUGUGGGCAAAUUCGGAGAGACGCUUCCAGGUCUGGAGCAAUACGCCGUGAAGAAUUUCGCCACUGCCUUAACAGCCAUUCCCCGACAGUUGGCAGAGAACUCGGGCUCGAAAGGCCGCAUUGCCAUCACCUCCUUGGCCACUGCUCACGAACAGGGCCAGAAGAAUUUGGGCGUGAACAUCGAUUCAGACAGCUCGAAUGUGACCAUGGACGCCGUAGAGAACGAGAUCUUGGACUUGCUCAUGUUGAAGCAUUGGGGUUUGAAGUAUGCCGUGAAUGCGGCAUGCACAAUCCUCAGGGUGGAUCAAAUCAUCAUGGCCAAACGGGCAGGAGGUCCCAAGGCCAAGCCUUCAGGUCCCAUGGAUGCCGAUGAUGACGAGUAAAGUCAGGACCCGAACCCAACUCUUUUAACAACAACUGCUACAUGUAUCCAUGGUUGGGGUUAUGAUCUGAGCUUGAAUUUUGAUAACAUUAUUAAACCCUUCUUUUUAAUUCAACAUGCAUUCAUACGCCAAUACUCCCUCGUUUAUCCGGCUAAAAUACACACACUUCAAUGGA
This is a messenger RNA of Tigriopus californicus, 1829 nucleotides long. RefSeq names its product T-complex protein 1 subunit theta-like (gene CCT8). Lineage: Eukaryota; Metazoa; Arthropoda; Copepoda; Harpacticoida; Harpacticidae. Gene Ontology annotation, cellular component: chaperonin-containing T-complex. Gene Ontology annotation, biological process: protein folding. Gene Ontology annotation, molecular function: ATP binding; ATP-dependent protein folding chaperone; ATP hydrolysis activity. The record is from RefSeq and is a predicted model, not a curated record.